AUGAAACGCAAGAACACAUUGCUCAGCGCAGGGCUGGCUCUCCUUCUCAUCACCUCAUCCCUCCCGUCCUCCGUACACACUGCACCCACAUCUCCAGAAACAUCUACCACUAACAGUAACAAUAACGAUGCCAAAGUAACAGUCCUGGCAGAACCAGGAACAGAUCUAACACCAUCCGCCACCAGUCACUACGACAUCAAAACCAGCAAAAAGGACCCGAUCGCUACUAUCAACAGCCUCCUCUCCUCCAAAAACAUUAUCCGAUCCAUUGGGUUCCGCAGCUGCGCCAGUUUAGGAUCAAAUGCGGAUACAGGAGAGAACGACCAACAACAGAUCAAGCUGUCGAACCUUGCAUUAUUAUACGAUGAACAGACGAAUACUAUCUCGCUCAAUGCUGAAGGGUCGACUGACCGCGAACUUGAUAUCACCUCAGCGCACAUCCUUCUUACUGCCUAUGAUCGCGUCCUGUACGACCAUGCUAUCGAUCUUACCAAAGUGGCACCCUUCAUCCCAAGGUUCGAGGGAACGUUCUCAUUCCAAGAAACAUUCCCAGCCCCAUCCAUCCUCCCAACCCAACUACCCGAACAACUCUUCUCCUUCCCCGCAGUCGAAGCCCUGGCUUUAAUCCAACUCUACGACACCCACGGCAACCCCAUCCUCUGCACUUCCGUGCCCCUCACAAACACCGUCAGUGCCCAGUCCCCCGUCAUCACCAUUGCCUCUGUCUCCCUCACCGCUGCUUCGGUUGCUCUUGCAGCUGUUACAGGAUUGUUGGCGUUUUUGUCGUCGGCUGCAGUGCUUACUACUAUGCCGCUGGCGGCGACUGGUGGAACAGGCGGGACGGGGACUGUGGGCACUGCGGGAGGGUUGUCGCCCUCGGUCGCGGAUGUGGUAUCGUUCUGUCAGUUUAUUGCCAUGUCUGGGUCGUUAACGUUGGAGUACCCGGAGUUGUUGCAGCAGUGGACGCAUAAUUUUGGGUGGAGCAUGGGACUUGUUCAGGUGGAUGGGUGGAAUGAUGCGAUCAAUAGUUUGAGGACUCGGACUUCUCGAACUCAAGCUGCUGUUGAUUCCGGGGCUGAAGCGAACAAGACAAGCGCAGAAAAUAUGUUGUUCAAAGGACAAGUCGGCACCAAGGACAAAGGGGAUACAAAUGCGACAAUGGCGACCAGUAAAGCUUCUACCACGACGGUCGACCCGAAUGCUUCAACCAAGGUCUUGUCGAUGCAGUCGAUGAUGGAUGGUGCUGUCAAGAAUUUUGUUGAGCAGGCUAUUCAUAACAAGACGCAGAGUCAGGCAAUCUCGAUGGCGAUGGCUAAAGUCGAUCUGUCGCAUAUACUCAACCCUGCGGUAUCCAAGCGUCAAACGCCUCCCGUUCCCCCUCAAGCGGUACCAGCAGCUCCAGUGCUACCUACACCUCCAACAUCUGCUCCAGCGCCUGCUCCAGCGCCUGCACCUGUCAUUGGCGCUGACAUGUUGCCUUCUCUUCAGGACGCGUCUCUUAUGAAUCGACUCGGCGACCACCUCUCUGUCCUGAAUGACUUUGACGCUCCCAACCUUACAACAACGCCAACCCCUGCCUCACCUACUCCUCAGGUGAAACCACCAGUGUUCUGGCCACAAGACGGAUACCACCCCUCAACCAACGCACUGAGCCCACCCGGUCUUGUCUCCUACGGCCAACGCCUCCAAAUCCCCGCCAAGAACAUGUUUAUGACCUCGCUCUUCCUUUUCUUCAUCCUACUCAUCGCAACCUCCAUGCUCGCCCUCCUUCUCAGGAUCGGCCUCGAGGCCUACGCGUACUUCCGUCCAGGCAAAUUCACAAAGCUCCGCCGCCGGUUUACGUCCUACUACCUGGGGGGAAUGCUCCGUGUGGUUCUGCUGGCUUACUUUGCGGUCGCAACGAUGGCGUUCUACCAGCUUACACUCAAGGACUCCUGGGCGAUCACUCUCUCGGCGGUGAUGACGGUGCUCCUGUUUUUGGCGCUGGCGACGUACAUCAUGUUGAGGCUCCGUCGAGCAGGAGGGACGAGUCUGUUCUUUGACGAGCGGAUAAAGUCCAAGUACGGCGCCCUCUAUGACCAAUACGUACUCUCGGCCUACUGGUUCUUUGUCCCAGUCAUCCUCUACCAGAUGUCCAAAGCUGCGAUUGUCGGACUGGGUCAAUACUCAGAAGAGAAUCACGAGCGCCAUUACAAUCAUGGAUCGUCCGAAUCUUGGGCACAAGUCAGUCUGCUGUUGUUGGUAGAGGUUGUCUUUGCGACUCUGAUGAUCUGGAAGCGCCCGUUCUCGGAUCCGACACCUAACCGGCUCAACAGCACCUUGGGCUGCGUCCGUGUCCUGAAUGUCGUCAUGCUCGCGAUCCUGAUCGAAGGGACUGCCCUGUCGACUGUCACCCGAACGGUUGUUGGUUUGGUCAUUACUGGUUCCCAGGCCCUGGUGAUGAUUGUUCUCGCCUGUUUGAUUAGCUACCAGCUUGGCAAGGCACUCUGGCGUUUGUGGGGUGUAAUCAAGGCGAGCAGGGAGGCCAAGAUGAACAAAAAGAAGAUGACCAAGGAUCUGUUGAGUGAUGAGGAGGCCUUUGUGGUUUCGGUCAAGGACGACCCGGGCAAGUACAGCAAGGGCGAUGAUGAUGAUUUCGGAGGAGAGCGACCAGGCAGGAGGGCGAACGAGUUCAUGCGAUCGGGCGAUGAGAGUAUGACGGGUCUGAUUGGCAUGAUGGGCAUUGGAUCUAAUCCGACGAUUCAGUGUACACCUGCUAGCGAUGAUGAGGAUGAUGUUAACGAUGACUUUAGCAGCCGACGACGACGAUCCAUGGACAUGUACCCGCUGCAGGAUCAAUGGAGCGAGAAGGAUAGUGGAAUUGAGAAGGCAGACGAAGAGGAGACUGGAGGAGUUACCAAGGAGCUUCGCGAAUCGAUUCAAAGCUAUGGCAGCCAGUCGUCUCACAUCCUCGACUACUACAAGUCUGUCUAUCUGCCCGCCAACUUGAAGUCUUCUAGUCAGAGUGAUUCAAGAAGCAGCGAGCGAGAUCUUGGCCUUGGAUCAAUCUCUGAAGAUGAAGAUGGCGCCAGCGGUCAAGAAUUCAGUCCUGAUCGGUUGGGACUCUUCGUGUCAGAUGUCGAUCCCAAUGGUCCAUGGGUCCAGUCAGCCUAUAUGACGCGCCGCCGCAGCGAAUCUGCAGUCCGUAAUGGUCAUAUUGACGACAGCACAGAGCUCGAGGACCGAGCCACCAGUGGAUCAGAGACUCUGGUGUACCUGUCUUUUCAUCAGCAGCAACAACGGCGACGACCUGCAUCGAUGGGAGGUGAGCGUCAAGUGGUGGAUGCAAUGAGGAUCAAUGGAUCUUCAGGGUUAUCAGGCCGCGCAACAAUCUCUUGUGGAUCCCGCGCUGGACGUGAAGGUGUGCGGCGAGAUUCACUCCCUGUGUUCAGAAGCACUUUUAUUCCAGAGAGUCUUUUGGCUGGUCCACCUCCUCCUUCGACUCUUCCUCGACGCGCGUCAGUCUCGUCUGCCAUGCUGGCCACACCUCCAUCCAUGUCCCCCGUCCUCGGCUUACUGCGCGAUCAGGUGUCUUCUUCCCUCCCCUCACCUUCUGGUCCUUCCCCGAUCGAAUAUGUGUCAGUUUCUGAGCCUACUACCGCCGCCACCACCACCAUCAUCCCGAUCUCUGGGUCACCAACCUCGGUCGACAGUGGGAUGCAAAUUUUUGCGGAGUACCGAUUCCCCGACGAACGCCAACCACUUUCCUUCGAAAGACCUUCCAGGAAUAUCGUAGCUGUCCAAAGAAACAUCCACCCUCUGUCGCCCUUCCACCCAGACUACCAGCACCCCGAUGAUCUCUACAACGCUCAUAUCCCUUCCCCCAACGAGGCCGGUCCAGCCUUUGGUCCCUUUCAGCGCAGCAACAGUCUCCCUUCUAAUACGACCGCACAUGGAAAUAUCCCGAAUACACCACAGGAUGGCACCAACUCUCGUCGUGAGAGUCGAGCAGUAGCUGCUUGGGAAUCACUUCCAUUUGCCUCGUCCUCUUCACCCGCCAUCGCCGCUUCUGCAUCUCAGCACUCCGGUAGUAGCAGGACAUUGUCACAGGCAGCACACGCAAGACGUGGUGACGCUCCAAGUCUCAAGAUCAUCACCUCGCUGAAAAAAUUCACACCCGCACCGCAGAUUCCACUCCCGAUCCUCCCACCAACACCCUUUACGUCCACCCUUCCUGAUGACUUUAUGACACCCCCCACUACUACCGCUGGCGGUGGCAGUGUGAAGGGCUCCAACGCCAUCGUCAACAACAACCACGACCAUUCCACAAAAGGUUCUGCUCCAUCGUCAUCCUUGUCCACCAAGAUCCAACACCACCAGCUGGAGACUCCAACGUCCAUCAGCUGGAUCGACGGAUCACAGGAUAGUAUGCUCCACACCCUGACCCAACAAGAGUCCAACACCUCCGCCGCUUAUCGACAGAGACGCAACAGUUCGAUGUUAGUCGACGCGGGUCUCAAGCUGGACGAUGACGAAAAUAAGUCGAUGGUGUUUUGA
Linnemannia hyalina is the source of this 4536-nucleotide messenger RNA. The record is from the annotation of a GenBank genome assembly. Lineage: Eukaryota; Fungi; Mortierellomycota; Mortierellomycetes; Mortierellales; Mortierellaceae.